This is a messenger RNA of Portunus trituberculatus (swimming crab), 4692 nucleotides long. Its product is annotated as synaptic vesicle membrane protein VAT-1 homolog-like. Gene Ontology annotation, molecular function: oxidoreductase activity. The coding region runs from base 192 to 1493 and encodes 433 amino acids. The record is from RefSeq and is a predicted model, not a curated record. The transcript is spliced from 11 exons. Lineage: Eukaryota; Metazoa; Arthropoda; Malacostraca; Decapoda; Portunidae.
UCAAUAAUUGUAAGAGGACUGAAGCGGAAGUCGGGGAGUGGGCGAGGAGCAGGAGAUGCGUCGCCGCGCCUGUCACCUGCCACCUGUUGGGCCGCGCCGUCUCCACCUCACUACCACACCCCUGCCAACCAUACCGUUGUUGGCCCUUCCGAGCCGCCGACCCAUCAGUACCUCCUCAGCCAGCAAGCACGAUGGACACGCAGACAAACGCAGAGACCAAGGGCGAGGCCCCAGCUGAAGCCAAGCCGGCCCAAGAAGCUGAGCAACAGGACACUAAAACUGGAGAAGCAGAGGCACCUAAGGAGAUGAGAGCAGUGGUUCUAAAUGGCUUCGGUGGAUUGAAAUCGGUUAAAAUUGUGCGGCGUCCUGAACCCGCCCUGGCUGAUGGGGAGGUGCUGAUACGCGUCCAGCUGUGUGGUGUGAGCUUCCAGGAUGUGAUGGUGCGUCAGGGAGUGACGGAAGCACCUCCUAAAACCCCAUUCAUCCUGGGCUUUGAGUGUGCUGGUGUGGUGGCCGCUGUGGCAGAUGAUGUGGAGAGUGUAAAGGUUGGAGAUAGAGUGGUGGCUUUACCUGAUCAUCGUGCCUGGGCUGAGCUGGUGCCAGUGCCUGCUAAGUAUGUUUAUUCAGUGCCUGAGGCAAUGCCCCUACAGGAGGCAGCUGCUGUGACCCUGAGUUACACCGUUGCCUACUUGCUGGUCCAUGACCUGGCCAACAUCACCUCAAACCAUACAGUCUUGCUGCACUCGGCUGGAGGUGCUGUGGGCCAGGCAAUAUGUGCAUUGCUUCAGGAUAUAGGAGGAGUCACUGUGGUGGGCAUUGCUUCAAAGAACAAGCAUGAGGACCUUAAGUCAUCUGUCACCCAUCUAAUUGAUCGCUCCAGUGAUGUCCAUGCUGAAGUCCGAAAGGUGUGCCCAGACGGAGUGGAUGUGGUGCUGGACUCGCAGGGUGGAGAGGAAUGCAACCGAGGCUACACAUUACUCAAGCCUCUUGGCCGCUAUAUCCUCUUUGGUUCAUCAAGCAUUGUGACAGGAGAAACGAAGAGCAUCUUAAGUGUUGUGAAAUCGUGGUGGCAGGUGGACAAAGUGUCUCCCUUGCGACUCUAUGAAGACAAUAGAGGCAUUAUUGGCUUUAACCUGCGCCGUCUCCUUCACCAUCAGAAUGGUGGUCAUGAGAAGGUGAGGAGUGUGGUGGAGACAGUGUACAAGUUAUGGCAGAGUGGAGUAGUGAAGGCCCAUAUUGACUCCACCUAUGCCCUUGAAGAUGUGACUGAUGCCAUGACAAAGAUGCAUGAUAGGAAGAAUGUUGGCAAGCUUCUGCUGGAUCUCUCAAUGGAGCCCAGACCCCGCCCCACUACCCCUGCCAAAACAAAAAAAGAAGAAAAGAAGGAUGACAAGGAAAAUGAAAAAGAGAAAGAGAAAGACAAAGACUCCAAAGAUUCAAAGGAAGAUGCAAAAACUGAAAAGGAAGAAGAAGUGAAAGAAGCUAAAAAGUAAAUGAUCAUGAAAGUUAAGGCAAGAAGUGAAAGAAGCUAAAAAGUAAAUGAUCAUGAAAGUUAAGACAAGUUGAAAUUCCAUCUUGGAGGCAAUUGGCAUUGACCAUAAAGAUACAAAAACUGAAAAGGAAGAAGAGGUGAAAGAAGCUAAAAAGUAAAUUAUUAUGAAAGUAAAGGUAAGUUGAAUUCGUCUUGGAGGCAAUUGGUAUUGACCAUAAACUAAAAUGAAACUCCAUCAACAACACUACAGAAAUACUGUAACAGUAACACAGAAAAUGGUACUAGGCAAAUUAGCAUUUUUAUGCAGAUGUUAUGCAAAGAAAGAACCUUGGAAAGACUUCAUGGAAAUACAAGUUUGAGGGAAUUAGCUUGACAUUCAUUUAGUUUUUGUUGCAAUGUUUGAGGUUUUUGCUUUGGGUCUAAUGCAGAUUUGGGGAAGCAUGAUGGUAUAUAAUGUUUUUAUUCUAUCACCUACAGGAUACAGUCCAGUGUGGUCUUACAUAACCACACAUUACGCUUAUAGUCUUUACUGAACGUUAUAUACUGCUGACAAAUGAGGGUUGCUUCAAGUCUUUAAGUACUGUAAAAUUAGCAUAUAAGUAAUGUACAGCAAACUCCAGAUUGCUUGCGAUAUAGAGUUUAGGCCUUCCAGUCAUGUAAGGUUGCUAAAUCUCCAGGUAAUGAAUACUUCCAGAUAUCCAUGAUAAGUGCUCCAGUCUAUGAAAGCACAUUGCAUGCUCUUUAGAAGGCUACAGGACCAUACACAUGCAAGUAGUUGUAUAUACUUAAGCCUUUAAACUGAUUCAGUAACAAAGGCCACUCCAUUGCUUAAGUGUUUAGUGCAUAACUUGAACCACAUAGGAUUAGACAGAGGGUUGCCACUAAAUGAUCUCUGCAAUGUUGCUCUUUCUGCAAGUUAGAUUGGUAUGUUUUGCAGCAACGACUACUUAUUGAUGAAAAUGCACUGUGUUCCAAUUGAAUGUAUGGAAUUGCCAUGCAUAUUUGCUAUUGCAAACUCUGUCAUUCAUUAUUUAUUUUGUUAUAUUCUUUGAAUCUGAGAUUAGUUAGUGACUUUAAUUCAGAUACUCCUUGUGGACCACAUUGGACCACAUGAGAGUUCACUCUAUACAAUAUUAUUUCUAGCUGAGUAUUGCAUUAUAAGCUUAAAACCAAAGAAAUCCUGGGUUGUGUCAGGACUGAAAAUUGCAUUGGUCUUGAAUACAUGAUGUUAACCUUGCCACACCAGCAUCUUUCCAUUACGGAAGGCAGGCUUUGCCCCAUUGCCCACCACAAGUUUCACUUUAGUCUUUGGGUUGUUCAUGUGACAAAAUGGUAAUGUACAGCUAUAGGUAUUGUAAUGGGGAAUUCUUUGAUUAACAGGCCCAAUAGAUUUGAACAGAUUUGCCAAGAUCUGCAGGCUACCAAGAAAUACUCCUCCCACUGGCUUUCUCCUGUCUGGCUGUUAAGAAGGAAGCGUUUUCCAUGAUUCAUUCUUUCAAAUAGUCCUUAAUCUAUGAAAUAUCGGUCAGAUUUUAAGUAGAGUAGAAUAUCUGGGGAGAAUUGCAUUCAUAAAGUUGCUCAGGAUAGGAACUAUUGUGAUAUUUCUUGAGAACAUCUCUGAUGGCACAAGAUUCCUGUGCUUUAAGCUGCCAUCUUGGCCUUGGCCUCAGCAAAAGGGAGAUACUUCUGGUUUAGCUAUAGGUAUAUACUGUUUCUCUGAAGGAUUUCUGAUGAUGGCAUAAACAUCUCCAUGUCUGUGUACAGACUGAUUUGCCAAUGGUUUCAGUAAAGCAGCCUAAUACUUGUAUGCUGAGAAAAGAAGACUAGUUUGUGGAUAAAGAUUAAUAAUGUUCAUUUACCUGUUAUAAAGGCUGUACUUCCAUAGUAACAAAUUGACAAAAGGAUGUUAUUGUAUACACUAUGUACUGGUAGUAUUGUCUUUUAAAGCUAUUGAUUUCUGCAAAUGAAAAUGCAUGAGUUUACUGCCAUUAUUACAAUUUUAGAUAAGUAACAGAAGCCGUAUGAUCCAUGGUCUAUACAUAUGGUUGUCAUCAUCUGCAUGUUGUCCAUGGACUAAUAAGGGUAUUUGCCUUGAAUAUACUAUUGUGUGUUUGGUUGCUUGCACACAUGUCUAUGAAAGACUAGAAAAUAUAUUAUGUUGAACAAGGCCUUCUAAAAAAAAAAGAUGUAUGUGACUAUUUAAGUACUGGAGUAGUGUGUAGCAUAAUUGUGUUGUGGUGAAGCAGUCCCAAUGAAUGUGUUUGUAACAAAUGUGUAGAGAUUGUGUGGUUAGACCAAAAAAAAUAGAGUAGGCAGUGGUUGUCUUGUGUGGUGCUGGUGAGCAGGUUUUCUUGACAGUGCAAGAGCUGGUGUUUCCCAGUGAAUGUUUACAGUUGAAAUAUUUGAGUUAGUUGAUUCUCUUUAUUUGCUUUGAGGCAGCCUCAGUGUGCUGAGUCUAGCCAGUGUAGUGGCUCACCUGUGAUAGUUUCAAUUUUAAAGACCUACAUAGCUUUAAAUAGAUUAUAUUCUCUAAAGAUCCUGCAUAUUGAAAGUGAAGAGUAUUUUAUGAUUAUAGUUCUAUUUUCAUAUGAUAAUCCUUUAAGGAGUGUUUACUCUAUAGAGAAUACCAUUUUUCUAUAUAAAUUAAUGAAAUUAACAGGUCGUGUAGCAACACAGUAGCAUUUAUAUAACAGAUCUAAUAUGAAGAGUAUAUGAAAGUUUUUAAUUUUAUAGAACUGUAGCAUACUCCUUCCACACUUCAUAUAUUGAACAACUCGGAAUGUAUAUUUUUGUGGAUGCAGUUUUGACAGGUUUCAGCACAUAGUAAUGUGAGUAGUCACUUUGAUAUAUUGUGAUCACUUGAUUUUGAAAUAAGUUUUAUACAACAAAUUCUUCCAUUGGAGGGCAGUAGUGCUGACUAGUAACCAGUAACCAAAUAUCUCUCACUGCUGUUACUGCUCCACCAUCAAUGACUCAUGGUCUGUGCUUUUCUCUGCACUGUAAAAUGCAAAGCUGGGUCUUCAGUUUAGAGCUUUUUUUUGCAUGUGGUUAGUUACCCAUGACUUGAAGCGAUGGUUUACUGUAUUUAGUUAAAUGAUGUAUGGCUAAAAGUUCUCUUGGACUAGUGCAUGUUCCUUACUCACUGCUGUGCUUGUAUUGAUAAUGUACUGCCAAUAAAUGGUACACCAUAAGUUUGGAAA